Phymastichus coffea is the source of this 1988-nucleotide messenger RNA. RefSeq names its product scaffold protein salvador. The record is from RefSeq and is a predicted model, not a curated record. Bases 692 to 1846 code for a protein of 384 amino acids. Gene Ontology annotation, molecular function: molecular adaptor activity; protein binding. The transcript is spliced from 6 exons. Lineage: Eukaryota; Metazoa; Arthropoda; Insecta; Hymenoptera; Eulophidae. Gene Ontology annotation, biological process: regulation of cell population proliferation; hippo signaling; apoptotic process.
UAUACACUCACACAAAUUCAUUAAAGUGAUUAUAUCGCAUUCUUUAGAUUUGGUUUUUUUAUUUUUAACUUCAACAUAUUUUUUCACAAAGCUUGAUCAAAGUGGAAAUUAUUUUCAGCUUCAGCCCUUCAACGUAUGAUUGUAAAGGUUAUAUUAAAUUAUGAGAAGAUGAAUCUCAGUGUUCAAAUUCUCGAAUAACAACCAGAGAUAGUUUCUAUAUUUUAAUUGAUUUUUGCAUACCAUUUCUUUGACACACCUUAAAAAUACUUUGUUUUCUUUUAAUUUAGUUGUGAAAAAUGCUUAAUCAUUAUUUUUAUUUUUUUAGCAUUAAUUUUACUGCUAUUGUGUCUAAAUUUUUCUCAGAGUAAAUAUUUGAAGUCUCCGUUUUGAAUUAUAUUACAUAUUUUUCAGAGUAUACUGUAGAAAUGUCAAGAAAAAGAAAAAGAACUGUAAGAAAAGUUCAAAUGUAAUUAUUAUUAUUUUUCCAAGAAAUGUGAUGAACAUGAAACACAAUUAGUAAGAAGUAUGACGCAGAAGAAAAUUGAAUGCAGCAGGACACUGCAUUUAGUACAAGCAUAAUAUUUCAAAUGCUAAAUAAAAUUUAUUUAUAUUAAUAAGAUCUUUUAUAUCUUGAAGACCAACUUUUCUUGUAAUUUUAUAACUUGUUGAGGUUUAAAAAAUACCUGAUAAGAUGUUAUCACGUAAGAACAAAGAUUUACGAACAAUCAAAGAGGGUGUUGUUGGAAAGUAUGUCAAAAAAGAUACUCCACCUGAGAUGCCAAUUAUAAAUGUUUGGACUACUGAACCUAAUCGUAGAGGACGUAGACCAAAUCAACCAACAAUGCCAUCCUCAAUGUCUUUUGGUACACAACAGCCAAUAAUGGUACAAAAAUUUGGUAAUACAAAGUCUACAUUAAGUGCUGUUGGCUUAGGAAAUCAUGAGGGAAAAUACACUCCAAAUAGUUCAGUCUCUGAUAUGUCGCAAAGAUUGACCAGUUUGUCAAUACAUUCUACAUCAAGUGAUGGAGUACCUUCACGCACACCAACUCCAAUGUAUCUACCUAGUUUAUCUUCUGCAAUGUCUCAUACAUACGUUAAUCAAUAUGCAGGUUCAGAAUAUCAUUUAGAUAGAGAUCAGCAUACACCACAGUUGCCUUAUACAUAUGAAAUUGACAGUGGAUAUGAAGAGUAUAGUUCUCAAUACAGACAAAAUACAGGAUAUAGUCAUACCUCAUCUGAGCGAUCAAGUUCAAGAAAUGAGCAGUCAGAAGAGUUACCUUUACCUCUUGGCUGGUCAGUCUGUUUUACUCUGCGAGGGAGAAAGUAUUAUGUAGAUCAUAAUACAAGAACAACUCAUUGGUCUCAUCCUUUAGAAAAAGAAGGAUUACCUACUGGUUGGGAGCGGAUUGAUUCCCAAGAGUAUGGAAUUUAUUAUGUGAAUCAUAUCACAAGACAAGCUCAGUAUCAACAUCCAUGUUACCCAUCAGAAAUGCAGACCGUUAGAGUUGUUCCGCCACCACAACAUACUAACUUUCACUCUUACAGUGUAUUAGUACCAGCAAAUCCUUACAUAAAUGAAGAAAUUCCUCACUGGCUGUAUGUUUAUAGUCGCGCUUCAGUAGAUUUAGAUCGUAAGUUGAGAUGGGAAUUGUUCCGUCUACCAGAACUUGAAUGUUUCAAUGCAAUGUUGAUAAGACUGUUUACACAAGAAGUCAGAGAAAUUGUUAUGCGAUACGAAAAAUAUAGAAAUGCACUACGAUAUGAAAUAGAAAAGAGAGCAAAGGAAGCAAAUGAAGAAUCUAGCAGUAGUGUUAUUAUUAGAGAAAUAGGUUCAGAGAUGUUUUAAUCCAAAAAGCACUGAUUAACUAUUUUUUUACAUAAUCUUUUGAACAGGACAUAUUUUUCUAUCAAAUAUUAAUAAAUAUCUUUUAACCUAAUGAAGUUUCUAUUGUAAAAAAUUUAAAGUUUAUUUAAAAUAAAUUAUCUAU